Molecule: messenger RNA, 4132 nt
Organism: Dichomitus squalens LYAD-421 SS1
Lineage: Eukaryota; Fungi; Basidiomycota; Agaricomycetes; Polyporales; Polyporaceae
Product: condensin complex subunit SMC1
Exons: 21
Coding region: 1-3738 (1245 amino acids)
Biological process (GO): sister chromatid cohesion
Cellular component (GO): chromosome; cohesin complex; nucleus
Molecular function (GO): DNA binding; ATP binding; ATP hydrolysis activity
Source: RefSeq, a predicted model, not a curated record
AUGCCGCUCAUCCAGAUCGAGGUCUGCGAUUUCAAGUCCUACCGCGGCCACCAAGUCAUUGGCCCCUUCCGCAAUUUCACCUCCGUCAUUGGCCCCAAUGGCGCAGGCAAGUCCAACCUCAUGGAUGCUAUCUCCUUCGUAUUGGGAGUCAAGUCCGCCCAGCUGCGUUCCAGCCAGCUAAAGGACCUCGUCUAUCGUGGGAGGAGGCUUGCGCGCAACCCUGAGGAAGAGGAUGGGGGACGGGCAGGGCAGGAGGAUGACGAGGAGGAGGGGGAGGCAGAGGGCGAGGGGGACGCGAAGAAGGCGUGGGUACUGGCCGUGUACGAGGAUGCGGCGAAGAAGGAAUGGAGAUUCCAGCGAACGAUCUCAACCACCGGCGCGUCCGAGUACAAGCUCAACAGCAAAACUGUGACCUACUCCGCGUACAACGCCGCGCUCAUCCAGCACAACAUCCUCGUCAAGGCCAAGAACUUCCUCGUCUUCCAGGGCGACGUCGAGGCCGUCGCCUCGCAGUCCCCGAAGGAACUCUCCCGCCUCAUUGACCAGAUCUCCGGCUCGCUCGAGCUUGCACCCGACUAUGAGAAGGCCAAGGACGCCCUCGAGCGCGCUACCGAGAACGCGACGUUCAACUUCACGAAGAGAAGGGGAAUUACAGGCGAGAUCAAGCAAUAUAGGGAACAGAAGAGUGAGGCAGAGAGGUUCGCGCUGCUUUGCAGGGAGCGGGACGACCUCGUGCUCAGGCGCAUCUUGUACAAACUCUACCACAUCCAGCAGUCCCUCGACGAGCACGCCCAGGCGAUCCGGGACCAGAACAAGGCUCUCGUCGGCUUGCGCAAGGAGCAGCAGAAGCACGAGAAGGCUCUUGAGGAGGCGCGGAGCGAACAGGCCAAGUCGCGCGGAGCCGUGAUGCAGAAGGAGAAGAAGAUCAAGAAGGCGGAGAAGGCCCUUGAGACCCAGCGGCCGGACUUGGUGCGCAUCGAGGCGCAGAUCAAGCAUGCGGAGCGGAAGCGGGAGAAGGCCGAGCAGGAACUGGAGAAGUUGAGGCAGACGGAGAACGAGCAGAAGAAGAGAUUGGAGUCGCUCCAGACGGAUUUGGAGACAGUUAGGAGGGCUGCGAACGCCGCGCAGGAGGCCCAGCGGAGGGCCGCACAGCAGAACCUAUCGCUAAGUGAAGAGUCGUUGGAAGAGUAUAGACGACUUAAGGCGUCGGCUAGCGUGCUUGCAGUGGACGAGCGACAAUCCCUCGAGACACUUACGCGAGAUGAGAAGACGGCAGCUCGUACCCUGUCGCAGCUUAAGGACAAGCUUGAGCAGCAGACGCAAAAACGCGAGAAGCUUGCCGAGGAAGAACGGACGCUCAGCCAGAAGAAGAGCGAGCUGGAUGACAAGGUCUCUGAGCUGGCGGCGGACCUGAAGCAUGUGAAGCAGGAACAUGACAACCAGCAGUCAGAGCGGAUACGUAUCGAGAAACUCGAGAAAGAGACUAAUGAGAAGCUGGUCGAAAUUUACGAAAAACUCACCCAAGCUGGCGUUGACCAACAAGAGUCCCAGCGCGAAGCGCGCCUCAAAGAAACUCUCUCAAACCUCCAGCGCAUCUUCCCCGGUGUGCGUGGUCGCGUGGUCGACCUUUGCAAGCCGACACAGCGCAAAUACGAGACUGCGGUCGCGGUCGUGCUGGGCCGGAAUAUCGACGCAAUCGUCGUCGACGAGGAGAAGACGGCGAUAGACUGCAUCGAGUACAUGCGCAACCAGCGUGCGGGACAGGCGACUUUCAUCCCGCUCGAUACAAUUCAGGUGAAGCCCAUCAACGACAAGUUCAGGGCGUUCGCGAAGGGAGCGCGUUUGGCGGUGGACGUUAUCACGUAUGACCCUGCGGUGGAGAGGGCGAUGCACCAUGCUUGCGGGAAUGCGCUCGUUUGUGAUUCGAUGGAGGUCGCGAGGUAUGUUUGUUACGAGAAGGGGCAGGAGGUGAAGGCUGUUACGCUGGAGGGUACAAUCAUCCACAAGAGCGGUCUGAUCACCGGUGGAAAGAGCUCUCAGACGAAUGGGAAGAAGUGGGAGGAGAAGGAUGUGCAGGGUCUACAACGCGCCCGCGACAACUUCAUGGCUCAGUUGCUUGAGCUUGGCAAGUCCAAGCCUCGAGGGAAGGAGGCUGAAGUGCUACUCGCGGAGAUUACGCGUCUGGAAUCGGCGCGGACUGUUGCGCGCGACGAUCUGGGGGCCUGCAGAGCCAAGCUCAAUGGAGUCAAGGAUGAGCUGAAGCACAUCGAUCGCGAGAUCCGGCAGAUCCAGCCCGAGUUGCGCAAGGCACAAGCUGCGUACGACAAGAUCAAGGAGCAGGUAGAUGCACUCGCUUCGGUCAUUAACGAGGCGGAGGACGGCAUCUUCGCCCACUUCUGCGAGAGAAUCGGCGUAAACAAUAUCCGCGAAUACGAAGAGCGUCAGCUCAAGCUCGCCCAAGCUGAGAGCGAGGCUCGGCUUCAAUUCGAUACCCAAAUUGCUCGCUUGACCCACGCGUCACAAUUCGCAGAGGACCAGCUGCGGAUGACUCACGAGCGCGUCGCCCAGUACCAGGAGAUCCUGAACACCGAGGGCGGGACCCUCGCCCGACUUGAGGAAGAGCGCGCUGAGGCGCAGAACCAGAUCGCCGAGGCUGAAGAGGCGAUUAGGACUCUUCAGGAGGAGCUCAAGGAGCUCACGGAGGAGUUGGAGGAGAAGACGAAGCGGGUAGAGGAGGUGAAGAAGACGACGAACAGGGCAGCGAAGGUGCUGGACCAGGCCCUCAAGGAGAUCGCGACGCAUAACGACGAGAUCGAGAAGCUUGGACUAGAGCGGUCUUCGAUCUAUCGAAAAUGCAGGCUCGACGAGAUCAAGCUACCGCUCGUCGCUGGGAACUUGAAGAACGUGCCAAUGGAGGAAAAUCUUCGCGACGAGGUUGCCAUGGAUGUUGACGAGGACGACCAGGGUACCCAGCGUGUGAAGCGUGUUCCCGACUAUGGCAUCGAGGUCGACUUUGAUUCCCUCAGCGACAAGGACCGUGAAGAUGAGUCGGGUGAUGUGUUGAAGGAGAUUGACGACGCGAUAGCCAAGAACAACGCUGAAAUUGAGCGCAUGGCACCGAACAUGAAGGCCAUAGAAAGGCUGGAUGACGUCGAGGCCAAACUGCAGGAAUCGGAGAAGGAGGCUGACAAGGCGCGCAAGGACUCCAAAAAUGCGCGUGAGCAAUUCAAUGAAAUCAAGCGCAAACGGUGCGAACUAUUCAACAAAGCGUACAAUCACAUCUCCGAGCGCAUCGACCAGGUGUACAAGGAUCUCACGAAGGGCAAGAUGGCACCGACGGGUGGCGUCGCAUACCUGACGCUUGAGGACAGCGAGGAACCCUACACUGCCGGUAUCAAGUAUCAUGCCAUGCCUCCCAUGAAGCGUUUUCGAGACAUGGAGCAGCUGUCCGGCGGCGAGAAGACAAUUGCAGCCCUUGCUUUGCUGUUCGCUAUUCACAGCUACCAGCCUUCACCGUUCUUCGUGCUCGAUGAGGUUGACGCAGCGCUCGAUAACACGAACGUCGCCAAGAUCGCGAACUACAUCCGCGUGCACUCGUCGGACACGUUCCAGUUUAUCGUCAUUAGCUUGAAGGGGUCUUUGUACGAACGUAGCAACUCCCUAGUGGGGAUCUACCGGGACCAGGACGUGAAUAGCUCACGAACGCUGACCUUGGACCUAACACAAUAUGACGAUUGAUACAUCGACCCCGCAUUGCUAGGGUGCACACGUUAGUCAGAGCGGUAUACUGUUUUUGUGAGUUGUCGAGCUGUUAUGAAACGUUACUCAUGUUCUCCAGUCGCAACAAAUCGUGUAUGUGUAAUGAUAGCUCUUUGUUUUCUGGAUCAAAGCGUUCCCGCAUUGCCGCUCGCGGGAAGGGUGUGGGCGCGCAUGAGUGGAAAGUGGUGGCUGUGUCCUUGAGCCUGCAACUUGCCCAUGUACCUAGGUUCCCAUGCAAUCCUCUGACGACAUGUCUGUGCCUUUCGUUGAGAAAGCACAGAUGCAAUGUCUUACGGAGCAUCGCACCUAACGGACGUUGUACGGAUAGAGGAUUUUGAGCGUUACCAGCUGACAGAUGUCGUAAUGUCAGAUC